This is a messenger RNA of Malania oleifera, 1286 nucleotides long. RefSeq lists its product as uncharacterized. The transcript is spliced from 2 exons. The coding region runs from base 381 to 995 and encodes 204 amino acids. Lineage: Eukaryota; Viridiplantae; Streptophyta; Magnoliopsida; Santalales; Ximeniaceae. The record is from RefSeq and is a predicted model, not a curated record.
CUGGGAGAAUACUGGUUGUAGAACCUUGUGCUUUUUAUUUUCUUCGGUUGAAAGCUAUUUAUGGCCUUUUUGUUAAGAUUUGUCUGCAGGUGUUGAUUUUUAUUGUUAGUGUUCGUAAUUCUUUUCCUUCCUGGUGUUUGUUGGAGCUCUGCCCCAUUGUUCUUGUUGGUCUAUUGAAACUAUGGUUGCCCUGGUCAUUUUUACCAGUUUAUAAUGCUCUGUAAACUAAAUAGAAUUUCUGGCUUGAAAGAAUGAGGACCAGAGGGGGAAGAAAUACAGGAGAGGUUGUUCUUGCAGAAGGAAUGUGAGAUGUGGGGGGUGAAAUACUGGGGCUUGUACGCUCCAUUCCAAACUCCUCCCAAAAGGGAUAUCGAUCUUCCAUGAUCUCGACAGCCAUUUUACAAGACAGGAAGCCUUGGUAUCAGAGAGCAAUGGAGAUGGCCACUCUAUGGAAAACAAUUUCUAAAUCCACAGAAAUCCCAACGAGUAAUGCUUCUCUAUGGAAAACAAUUUCCAAAUCCACAGACAUCAAUCCAACCACCAACAUUAAUCCCAAAACACACAAGCUCAAGAAAUGCACCUCCCUAAGGGUAGCCACUUCAUUCACUAGAGUUUGUCUUUGUGCACCAAUCUCCUCCUACACCGAGGUUUUCCGGGCCGAGCUUCCACCGAGAAGAAGCAACACUUACCCAAGAUCGAAGCCAUUUUCCACAACACCCCAAGAAAGGUCACUCCCCAGUGCAAGAAUUAGUAAUGAGGGAAUUGCGAGCGCGAGAAUUAGCAUUGAAGGGAGGAGAGUUUUCCGGGGAAAAUCUUUGACGGAUGAUGUUCUAAUGAGGAGGUUUGUUGUGGAAGAAGAAGCAAUGAUGCAAGUUAGGAGGAGGAACCAAAUGGAGGUGAUUAGAAAGAGGAGUGCCAUGAGAAGGAAGAAGCUUGGGCCUAGUCCUCUGAGUAGAAUGGUAAUGGCAAAUCAAGAGGAUAAUAAUAUUUAUUAGUUGAGAAGAAUUAAUCCUAAGUUUGCUUAUUGUAUGCAAACAUUGAAUUUGUAUUUCCCUCAUAAUUUUUUCCCCUAAAUUGGCUUAAUGGUUUGUAUUUGUAAUGGGCAUUUUUUUUCGCUACACAACACAUAUCCUUUGAAACCCAAUUUACCAAAGCCUAAUAGGAUUGAGAUGAACAACAUUAUCUAUUUUAGUACCCUCAAAGUGCUUUGUAUGAAUGGAUGAUGUAUAUAUAUUAGAGAUAUUUGAAUAAUUAAGAAGCAAUGUGCAUAUCAAAAUGUUAAAGCA